Polychytrium aggregatum is the source of this 873-nucleotide messenger RNA. RefSeq names its product tubulin binding cofactor A. The transcript is spliced from 4 exons. The coding region runs from base 137 to 463 and encodes 108 amino acids. Lineage: Eukaryota; Fungi; Chytridiomycota; Chytridiomycetes; Polychytriales. The record is from RefSeq and is a predicted model, not a curated record. Gene Ontology annotation, biological process: post-chaperonin tubulin folding pathway; tubulin complex assembly. Gene Ontology annotation, cellular component: microtubule cytoskeleton; cytosol. Gene Ontology annotation, molecular function: beta-tubulin binding.
AGGGCCGCUCGGAGCCAGCCAGCCAGACGCCGCAGCAUUCGCCCUGUGGCGGACAUGCCUCGAUCCUUCUGCCUCGAUCCUUCUGCCUCGACCCUCAUCUUCCGACACCAACGUUCGCCCACAGAACAAGCCAGCCAUGUCGCUCCGUGAUCUCAAAAUCAAGACCGGCGUCGUCAAGCGAUUGGAUAAGGAGCUCUCAUACUACCACCUCGAGUCGACCAAGCAGCAGGACCGCAUCGACAAGCUGAAGCAGAGCGGCGCCGACGAUGCCGACAUCCGCAAGCAGACCGAAGUCCUGCAGGAGACCACCGUGAUGAUCCCCGACAGCAAGAAGCGGCUGGAGGCUGCCUACAAGGAGCUGGAGUCUCUCCUGGAAAAGCUGCAGGCCGAGAACCAGGAGGCCGAAGAGGUCGUUGCCGCGCAAGAUAUUCUCCAGCAAGCUCUUCCCCAGCUCAGCUUGUAGACGCACUGGCUCGAUGCUGUCCCAUGGAGGAUGGGCAACACAACCCUCCGUCCCUCACAGCGGCAAGCACGCACCUUGCAAGAACACUCCUCUCUGGAGGCAAUGUACGGGCAGUGCCAGUGAAGCAGCCCAAAUCGAAACCGGUUCUUAGUGCAAGUAGUGGCUCCUGCGGAUCCUGAAUACACACCGUGAAUCGCCCGACAUGAUGGCCAACAGUGGAUUCAAGGAGACCGACGUUGUGGUUGUCGUUGGGGAUCAAGUGGAUGCAGAGCAGCAGUGCGUUAUCGGUGGAUGAUGCUCCUCGGUGUGCUGUCGAUGGGCACUGCCUCGCGUGGCCCGCGAGUUACAGGGCGAGUUACAGCCCAUACGAACGAGUACUGAAUGAACAUGCGUAUAUUCAGGAUCCAGAA